This is a messenger RNA of Musa acuminata subsp. malaccensis (wild Malaysian banana), 1389 nucleotides long. RefSeq names its product gibberellin 2-beta-dioxygenase 8. NCBI's taxonomy places the organism in Eukaryota, Viridiplantae, Streptophyta, Magnoliopsida, Zingiberales, Musaceae. Gene Ontology annotation, biological process: gibberellin catabolic process. The record is from RefSeq and is a predicted model, not a curated record.
CGAGAUGUGUCUGGUAUGUGAGUAAAGAACACGGGGAGCGCAUCUCCUCGUGUCACAGCUCAUGCCAGCCCUACAACGUGACAAGCGUUGCCAAAUUGUCCUCAUCGCCCGACCAAUGGCAUAGAAUAGAUGCCUCCCAUGCAAUCACCACACUUACCCCUCCUGCAUCGCCGCCUCCUCCGACCAAUCGUCACUACCAUGGAAUCCACCAAGGAAGAAGCAGAUGUAGAAGACGAUCAAGCGGCGGCGGCCGACCUCUCGUACCCACCCGUCUUCCUCGAGUCCAGAGGCGCCGGCCGUCUCCCCGCUUCGCUAUGCACCAGCGCCCCGGUGAUCGACGUCCCCGUGUUGGACCUGCAUCGCCUGGAUCCGGUCGGGCUGCGCGGCGCGUGCCGUGACUGGGGGCUGUUCCGGCUGGUCCACCACGGCAUCCCGCCGCCGCUGUCGGCCGCGUUACAGGCCCAAGCCAGGGACCUCCUCUCCCUCCCUUUCGACGCCAAGAGGGCGCGGUUCUCCUCCCCCGGCCUCGCCUACUUCUGGGGCACGCCGGCGCUCACGCUCCACGUCAAGGACCUCAACUGGCUCGAGGGCCUCCAUAUCCCUCUCGGCCGCCUAAGCUCCAGCAGUUCCGCCGCCGAAUUCGACGGCCUCGAGACCUUCUGGUCUUUGGUGGAUGAGUAUAAGCAACACAUGGCUCGCAUCGCAAGAACACUGUUCGAAGCCUUGGCAGCCGAUCUCAAGCUCGACGCCUGGGUGUCAGCUUCCUACCUGAAUGAACACGACGGCACGUUUCGGAUCUACCGGUACCCCAAGUGCGCCAGAGCCGACGACUACUUCGCCAUGGAGGCCCACACGGACAGCUCGGUGUUGUCCGUCGUCAACCAGGACGACGUCGGCGGCCUGCAGGUCCUGCGCGGCGGCGGCUGGUUCUGCGUGGAGCCGAUCGCCGACACGCUUAUCGUGAACUUGGGGGACAUAAUGCAGGCGAUCAGCGAUGACGAGUACAAGAGUGUGGAGCACAGGGUGACGGUGAACAGGAGCAAGGAGAGAAUCUCACUCUGCUACUUCGGCUUCCCGAUGGAGGAUGGCGUGAUCACCAGCUCGAGGUACAGGGAGUUCACUUACAGGGAGUUCAAGGAGCAAGUGCAAGAAGACAUCAAGCUCUCCGGGGCCAAAGUAGGGCUGGGGCGAUUCAAGAUCAACAAUGAAAGCUGAACUGCUCAGCCUGUCAAUCGUUUACUGCAAUAAAUAAUUACAACCAAAAUAUAGUCAUGUUCAUGAAUCUGUUUGCAAGCUGAUGGCAGCACUUUAAUGUGAUCUAGUGUUAAACUAUCAGAUGAAGUGAGAUCAAUCAAAAAUUUAAGAUGGUACCGUGUGUUCUAUGCUAAA